Messenger RNA from Lepisosteus oculatus (spotted gar), 2258 nucleotides. It is a transcript of the gene polr3d, whose product is annotated as polymerase (RNA) III (DNA directed) polypeptide D. The record is from RefSeq and is a predicted model, not a curated record. Gene Ontology annotation, cellular component: RNA polymerase III complex. Gene Ontology annotation, biological process: tRNA transcription by RNA polymerase III. NCBI's taxonomy places the organism in Eukaryota, Metazoa, Chordata, Actinopteri, Semionotiformes, Lepisosteidae. Gene Ontology annotation, molecular function: DNA binding.
GUUCAAAGGGAAAAGUCCAACAUCAGUCUGUCAUGGUGGUUUUUGCAUGAGUUAGGUGUAUGUGUGACUCAGAUUGUAAAAAAAACCCGACAAAAAUAGUGCAUUUCAGCUGGUGACGAUUUAUUUUCAGUAUCAUUUGUACUGGUUUUGUAUCUGAAAUACAUUUGGAAGAGAAGUCUUUAUCGUUUUCUUUCCAGUUCAGUGGUGUGAUUGUGCAGCGAUGUCAGACCCUUGUGGUGGGGAUCCCUUGCCCCCAGGGGUGUCUCGGCCUGCGCUGCCCGGAAGGAGACUCCCUGCCCCUGUUGUGACGGGACGCCUGCCCUCCAUGCGUUCUCGCGACCUCACCCUGGGGGGUGUGAAGAAGAAAACUUUCACCCCCAAUAUCAUCAGCCGCAAAGCCAAGGAAGAGCAGAAGGUGGAGGGCCACCAGAAGAAGGAGAGGAAGGAGAGAGAGAGGGAUCGUCAGCGGGAUGGGCGAGGAAGGGGUCGGGGACGCCCUGAGAUCAUUCAGUCCCACUCCAUUUUUGAGCAAGGCCCUGCCGAGAUGAUGAUGAAAAAGAGGGGUGGUUGGGAGAAUGAGAGGGACACCCCCACCGUGGGCCCCUCACCCAUCAUCAACAUCAAGAAGGAGAAGAGAGAAACAGAGGAGGAGACCAAAGAGAUACUGCGCAUGCUGGAGCGAGACAAUUUUCUGGACGACCCUCGGCUGUGCAGUGACCUGCGCAGCUGUCCAGUCCAGCUGCCUCUGGCCAUCUCAGGCUGGGUCUUCAAGGAGGAGUCCAACGAGGAGAACCUAAAAGGAAGCAUCAAAUCAGAGGGGCUGAAGACAGAAGAAGAGAGCAUGGAACUGGACACCGUGCCCACCGUGAAAGUCAAGCAGGAGCCUAUGGAUGUUCCUGUGAUUAAGAAGGUGGAACCAUCCUCCAGGCCUCCAUCAAUGCCAGAGGAAGAGUCCCUGAAGGAGCUUUUGAUUGGCUGGAGUCAGUCCAAGGGGGAGGAGCUUCUUUUCUUGCAGCUGCCAGACACUCUUCCAGGCCAGCCACCCACUCAGGAGCAGCGGCCAAUCAAGACAGAGGUGCAGACAGAGGAUGGACAAUCAGUUCUUGUAAAGACGGAGAAGAGCCAGGAGGUACAGCUUGCAGAGAACACCUGCUCACUGGCAGACCUGGCGGAGGGGCAGGUGGGGAAACUGUUGGUCAGGAAGUCGGGUCGUGUGCAGCUCGUCCUUGGUCAGAACACGCUGGACAUCUCCCUGGGAACACCUUGCUCCUUCCUGCAGGAGCUGGUGUCAGUAGGAGCAGGGGAUGGGAGGACAGGGGAUUUGACAGUUUUGGGACACAUCACACACAAGCUGGUCUGCUCCCCAGACUUUCACGCGUUACUGGAGAACAGAGCAUGAUGGGAAGGGACUGACGGACAACACAUCCACCACAGUUUGAGGCCGAAGAUGGCCGUACAGAUGUACAGGAUUGCAGAAUCCUGAGAGGUUGAACAGUGUGGUCAAAUGGGUCUCCUAAUGGUGGAUUGGACAGCAAGAAGACUAAGAAUUGUUCCAACAAUGGGAAAAGAGAAGCCACUCAUCAGGAAUGUGAUGCCCUCACUUAUGUAAUGUGUAGUUUUGUAAUCUGGUGGGUUAAGGAAAUUAAUCUUUCUGAAACUCCCAAAACAUUCUUUCACUAGCCAAACACAAGUGGGGGAAAAAGAAAAAGUGCUAGUUGUGGUCUUUGAAACUGCUGUGUAAUUUCUAAAGUGAUAGGUAAAAUUAAAAACUGUAUAAUCAUUUUCCAGACUACUUGAUAGUGUACAGUGUUAACCCUUUAAGAUCUGAGAGAAUCCAGUCAUGGUUACUGAUGUUAGAACCUAAGGACUGUGUGGCAGAGGAGAUGCUUACCAAAUAUUAUCUAUUGAUGGUUGAAGAAGUGCUGUGCUGACAACUUAAAAGGAAUCAUCAUUGUUUUUCUUUCUUAAGCUGUUUAGAAAUUGUUCAGUUUUAAUUUGGCUACCUCAUUUUGACAGUGAGGCACUUUGCUUGCCUGAGUUUGAGUGACUGGAUCUUUGUUUGAAUUUUGGGGUGAUGAAGCUGCUGUUAGUGGUGAUUACCACAGAAAUAUAUCUGUAUACAUAGAACUAGGGUGAGAGAGGGAAACUGUAUAAUGGUUGCCUUAUUCUUCUUCAGAACUCUCAGGUAAGGUUUGCACAGGAAGGUAAAAAUAGUGUUGGUUACAAUCAAUCCAAUAAAGAAACGAUGCAAAUCCUUU